UCCGAACCGCUGAGUUGCCUGCCAAGAUUACCUAAAUUUUACAUGCGCCCAAUCCAUGCCAAUGCCGGAACCGCAGAAAACAUAGGUACAAGUAGGUACAGUAGCACCCCGCCAAAGCUUCUGCAAGGUCGAUUUAAGUACCCCACUAUAAAGUUUGAAAUAAUUUUGUUGUCAUAGUCUUAACUCACAACCGUCACAGCCGCUUCUUCAUUCUUCCUACCAAUACAGUAGACACUAGCUAUAUUUUGUUAUUUCGACAUGCCGGGAACUACUGUUGACCCAAUUGAUACCACAACGGCCAAUGGCACUAGCAAUGGUGUCAAUGGUCAUGUUCCGCGAACCCCUUCCUUAUCAGGCUUGUCUCUUACUGAGUACAGCGCAAACCCGUCGCCGCCAUCGGAGCGAAGACCACAGAGAAUCAGACAGAUUAUACCAGAAGAAUUCAUCUUGCCUAACGGGCACCCUGAUUACCUCCGUCUAAUUCUUACCUCGAGGGUAUACGAAGCAUGCAAAGAAACCUCCCUUACGCUCGCCACGAACCUUUCCAACCGAUUCGAAUGCAAUGUCUUACUCAAGAGAGAAGACGAACAGCCCGUCUUCAGCUUCAAGCUACGCGGGGCCUACAAUAAGAUGGCACAUUUGGACCGAGGCCAAAGCUGGAAAGGUGUGGUUGCUUGCAGUGCUGGAAAUCAUGCUCAAGGAGUAGCUUACUCCGCAAGACUCCUCAAGAUACCUGCGACUAUCGUUAUGCCCUCGGGCACCCCAAGCAUUAAGCACAAGAAUGUCUCGAGAUUGGGUGGUUGUGUUGUACUUCACGGUGCAGACUUCGAUGCUGCUAAGGAAGAAUGCGCGAGGCUAGAGCAACAACACGGUCUCAUCAACAUCCCACCCUUCGACGACCCUUACGUUAUUGCCGGACAAGGAACCAUUGGUAUGGAACUAUUGCGGCAAACAAAUAUCCAAAAGCUUGAAGCCAUAUUCUGCUGUGUAGGCGGAGGUGGUCUUAUCGCAGGCAUUGGAGUUUAUGUAAAGCGCAUUGCACCCCACGUCAAAAUCAUUGGAGUCGAAACCGAAGACGCCAAUGCAAUGGUUCAAUCCCUACGACAAGGGAAGCGGGUAGUAUUGAAGGAGGUAGGCCUAUUCGCAGAUGGAGCUGCAGUGAAGACGGUUGGGGAGGAGACAUUCCGCAUAUGCCAAGAGGUGAUCGACGAUGUUAUCGAGGUAAACACCGACGAGACCUGUGCCGCUAUCAAGGAUGUAUUCGAAGACACCCGCUCGAUAGUAGAACCGGCAGGCGCUCUGGCACUUGCCGGUUUGAAGAAGUGGGUGGUUGCGAACCCAUCGAGCGAUACGAACCGUUCCGUUAUCGCUAUUACCAGUGGCGCGAACAUGAAUUUCGAUAGGUUGCGGUUUGUAGCGGAACGUGCAACUCUCGGCGAAGGCAAAGAGGCGUUGCUCCGCGUGAGCAUCCCAGAAAAGCCGGGUGCAUUCGCUGAAUUGGUUAACCAACUCAUGCCUCACGCUGUCACCGAGUUCUCUUACCGCUACGCCACCAGCGAGGUGGCAAACAUUCUAGUCGGUAUAUCGUUGACCGGUGCUGCAUCAGAGCGGGUGCAGGAGCUCCAAGGCUUGAUUGACCGAAUCAAUAGCACCGGUAUGAUAGCUACGGACUUGUCGGGUGAUGAGCUUGCCAAGUCGCAUAUCCGAUAUCUGGUGGGCGGCCGGUCAGACGUGGCGAAUGAAAGAUUAUACAUGUUCAACUUCCCCGAACGCCCCGGCGCGCUGGAGAAGUUCUUAAGGACAUUGCGCCUGCGGUAUAACAUCAGUCUGUUCCAGUACCGGAACGGUGGUAGUGACGUGGGUAAGAUAGUAACGGGUAUACAAUGCCCUGAUGCGGAGGUGGCGGACCUAGAGCGGUCUUUCAAGGAGAUCGGAUACCCGUGGGAAGAUUGCACACAAAGCGCUGUUUUUCGGACAUUUCUGAGAAGUUAGAGGAGAGAAGUUAGGCUGGGCGAUGCGAGAUGCUUCUAAGUAAACUGGGAAUUUAUGAUCGAGUAUGGAACUAGAUGGAGUUUACGGACGUGCGCUGUGUUAUACACUAUUUUAUGAUACUUUAGAGUAUUGACCAAUGUCGUAAAUGAUGAUACCAAAUAAAAAAAGAGGUUCUAGUAUUUACCAUUGUGUCCGU
This is a messenger RNA of Hypoxylon trugodes, 2188 nucleotides long. Its product is annotated as threonine dehydratase I. Gene Ontology annotation, molecular function: pyridoxal phosphate binding; threonine deaminase activity. The coding region runs from base 259 to 1992 and encodes 577 amino acids. Gene Ontology annotation, biological process: L-threonine catabolic process. The transcript is spliced from 2 exons. NCBI's taxonomy places the organism in Eukaryota, Fungi, Ascomycota, Sordariomycetes, Xylariales, Hypoxylaceae. The record is from RefSeq and is a predicted model, not a curated record.